Molecule: messenger RNA, 855 nt
Organism: Suillus discolor
Lineage: Eukaryota; Fungi; Basidiomycota; Agaricomycetes; Boletales; Suillaceae
Exons: 2
Coding region: 1-855 (284 amino acids)
Source: RefSeq, a predicted model, not a curated record
AUGAACAAAGAUCAAUGCGACGACAUUGUAACCACUGUGAAUGACCCACUUGACCUAACUGGCAUGGCACUUAGCGCUGGAUCACAGAAAUUGUUCUAUAUGAACAUUAGAAACACCACAACUACCCCAAAACAACGAAGACGUACCAGAAUGAACCUAGCAAUGACCCAAUACACCAUAUUCAACAUCAAUGGAGAGACCCCAACCAGCGCGCAAGUCUGGAAAAACAUACGAGGCUUCCUUUGGAAGAGCCUACAUGGCACGUAUAAAAUUGGGGAAUUCUGGGAUAAGAUCCCAAACUGGGAGCACAGAGGAAAUUGCGGACUAUGUGGUGCUCUGGAAUUGAUGGAACAUAUCCUAAUUGAGUGUGAAUCUCCCGCGUCACGCACGAUCUGGAGAGCGGCAAAGGAUCUAUGGCACAAACGUGAGUCUAACUGGCCAGACAUCAGAUUUGGGACAAUAUUAGGCUGCAACCUAGCCACCUUCCGAAAUGCGAAAGGAAAAAAGAAAUUGGGCUCAAUAAGACUAUUCAAGAUACUAGUACUAGAAUCUGCUCACCUUAUAUGGAAGCUCCGCUGCGAAAGAACCAUCAAGUUCGGCGGAGACAAAGAUAAGUACCACUCCAAGACAGAGAUCCUAAACAGAUGGAUCCAUGCCAUGAACAUGAGGUUGAAAUUUGACUGGCUGCUCACCAACUCCAUGAGAUACGGGAAAAAAGCUCUUAAAAUAGAGAUGGUCCUACAGACCUGGAGCAGCGUACUACAGAAUGAAGACAAUCUUCCGGACAAUUGGAUCCGGAAAUCAGAGGUUUUAGUGGGUAUGGCGCCUCGCCAUCCUCCAGGACGGAACAGGUAA